This is a messenger RNA of Scomber scombrus (Atlantic mackerel), 4046 nucleotides long. RefSeq names its product limbin-like. NCBI's taxonomy places the organism in Eukaryota, Metazoa, Chordata, Actinopteri, Scombriformes, Scombridae. The coding region runs from base 127 to 3954 and encodes 1275 amino acids. The record is from RefSeq and is a predicted model, not a curated record. Gene Ontology annotation, cellular component: plasma membrane protein complex; ciliary membrane. Gene Ontology annotation, biological process: smoothened signaling pathway. The transcript has 23 exons.
GGUACCUCUCAGGCUACGUCCUGGUACUCCGCACCACCAUCACAGCUUGUCUUGGAGAACCGUUUGUGUCAGAGGCUCUCCAGUAUCCAUGUAACUCAACAUGACCCUGGUGGGAAAUCAGAGCAGAUGCUGCUUAAAAUUGAUGGUACAAUGGAAACAUACUAUGAGCCCAUGGUGCUUACUGCAGAGGGGCCUCUCUCUUCUUCAGCCCCUGCUGGCCCAUGGGGACACUCCUUUUUCACUCCAUUUAAAUACAUUUCAAACACCUUACGCUUUCGGGGCCGCAGAAGCACACUCACCAGAUACAACCCCGGCCACACUCUACCUCAGGUUCAGAGUGUGGCGCCUCCAUCUGCAUUUGGGGUCAAAUUUUCUAAGUGUGCAGAGGCGAAGCUUGACACCGAUCCUCCUCAGCUGACAUUCUUCCUGCUGAUUAAAAACAUGGGCCCAGUAGGUGGCACCAACCUGUCUCAGGUGGCUAUCCGGGACUCCAUAUCUGGAAUAGUGCCGGUGAAAACUGAAGGCAAGGUUGUGGAAAGAGGCUACCAGACGUUUGCCAUUGAUUCACUGGCUGCUGGAUCCCACAUAAUUUACAAUUAUACAGCACACAUAAGGAGUCAUAAGAGCGAAGUCUUGAACCUUCCAGCUUAUCUCACCUUUUCUAACGCCUCACAGAAUGAUGUCAGCAUGUUUGGCCCAUUAACAGCUAAUCUAACACUGAGGGUGAAUUCAACUGAUAGGAUUUAUCCUAACCAUGGUAUGCAUUUUGCUGGAUUUGUCGGUGGGUUCUUUGUAACUUUGGUGCUGUUGUCGCUGGGGUUUCUGGCCAUGAACCUGAUAGGUCUCAGAACCAGACUGAGCCUUCUACAGCACAUGAGAAACAGAGGUGAUUCAGACCCAGAGUAUGCAGACUGCAACAUGAGUGAAACUAUCAAAGAUGAGGCAGCAUUUGAAGACAAGAUGGUAGACACCAUGGUGCUGGAGGAUCCGCAGAACAUGUACCAGGCUUUGGAGAACCUUGAAAUGUCUACACUGCUGCGUGCCACCAAUAACCUGGAAGCCACACGGAUUCAGAUCUACAAGGACGUGAUGUCCUCAUUGUUGGGUGGCUUGCGGUCUCGGGGCCAGGCCAGUGCCCAGGCCCAACAAAGGCUGCUCAGUGUGCUCCACGGACAGCUGCUGGGCAUGGAGGGUCGGCUGAAGGAGGAGCGAGGGGCCCGCAUGGCGGCCCUGGCUGGCCAGUGUAACCUGGAGACUCGGGAAGAGAUGGAAGCAGAGCACUGCAGGGAAGCUGCUGAGAAGGCCCAGGCAGAGCUGCUGUGUCAACAUGCAGAUCAACAGGAACUCCUCCAGUGCAGUGUCCUCCUGGAGAAGCUGCACAAGCUGAGCCAGAGUCAGCUCCAGCGCAUCCUGUUGGUCCGACAUGAAGAAGCCUCAGCGAAGGUCCAGAGGCAGAUUAUUGAGUGGCGCCGGGUGGAACUACACAAGAUCUUCUCUGAAGAACUGGAGGAGGCCACAAGGAUGGGCGAGUUGGAGAAGAGCACAGCCAAGAGUCUUCAGCACAGUUACUUUGCCUAUCAGGAUCAGCUAGAGGAGGUGCUGGAUGUGGUCCUUGCCAAUCAGCGCUAUGUGCUAGCUGAAAGACAUGCACAGAGGAAGUUCCUGGUACAUAGCCUGCACAGCCUUAAUAGUCUGAUUUCUGACACCUUCUCCACCACUUCCUGCAAUUUGGACAGCUGGUUCACUCACAUCAGGAGAGGGAGUGCAGUGUCUGCUGAGCAGAUAGACCAGCUGCAGGACAAAGCCAAGAAAGAGCAGGUGAUGGUGAGGCAGAGACUGGAUGAGGCACUGAGCCAAGAGAGGAGAGCCAUGCGCUGUGGACUGAUUAAGAAGAGGAGGGAGCUCAUCUCUGAGUUGCUGAGGGUCCACAAGCAAAGACAGAAGGAUCUGUCAGAUCUGUCUAAGGGUCUGGAGGAAGGGAUAGAGGUAGCCCAACACCUACACUGUUGGCAGAACUUACUGAUGGCUCACAACUUGGAGCUAGCUGAGCUUAUCAACAAUCUAGAUGAGGAAGCUGCCGCUGACAUCCGCAAGAUGACCAUGCGUGUGAUCCAGGGUGCCAUAGCAGAGCUCAAAGCCAUCCAGCCUUCUGCGACCCAAACCCUGCUUACACUCUCUCCUCCAGGGAUGCAACGCUCCCUGCUGCAGGUGGAACCAGAGGCAGCAUCAGGGCAGUCUCAGGGACAAGGAGCAAGUGCUCUCCUGCAGGGCCAGGAGAGGCUGCACCAGGAAGGCAAGGCUGCCUUACAUACCCUCAGCUGCACCAGGGAGGCUCUGCAGGAUGCCAUGGAGAAAGAGCUGCAGGAGCAGAGGCAGCUCAGGGAUCACUGCAGAGCUUUCUUCAGGUGUUUGUGCUCGUCCCAGCUGACCCUGUCUGAGGAUGACAGGCUGAGGAUGAAACUGGAGUUUCAGAAGUGUCUGUCUGUGAUGGACCGCUGCUUGGUGCUGCCUCACGCCAUCUCCAGAACCAAACUCCACACCGCCCUGGCAGCUUGGAGAAAAGACAGCGAGCAACAUAUGAUAAAACCACAAUCCAAGGGAAAAACCAGCGAGGCCAGACAGAAAACAGACACAUCUGACCUGCUCCAUUUCCAGAAAAAGCUCAAGGACAGGAUUCAACUGUUUGAGAAGGAGAAGGAGAUGGAGAAUGGUGUAAUGAAGAAGGUGAUGGAGGAGAUGGGGAAGGAGAGAGAGGAUGAUCUGCGUUCUCAGGCGGACAGUUUGGCGAUGCAGAUGGCUACCAUCCACUACCAGAAGGCUGAGAGGAGGACUAAGGUCUUGGAGACCUCCAGAGCCAUGCUCACCCUGCACAGUCUGCUCAUUCAUCAACUCAGAGAGAGAAAGAGCCUUGAGAGACAAGACAUGGCCCAAAGUAUACAGAGCCACUGCUUGGGCCUAGAUGAAGCGGAACAACAGCUUCAUAAGGAGAGGACUGAUUUCGACAGCCUGGAAAUGUCUCCUCUCAGAGUCAAGGCAAAUCAAACAAACCAAGACGACUCCGAUGAAGGAGAGGAAGGUGGAGAGGAGGAGAGGCUGUUUCAGCUAAGGCAGGAUUGCAGGAUGAUGUUCAUCCUCCAGGAGGCACUCUACAAGUGUGAUCAGGUCAUCACACUGUUAGCUGAGAGGUUACAAGAGACGACUGCCAACAGCCAAGCCACGGAAUAUUUGAAAGAACAAAUGGAGCUCAAGAGACUUUAUGCGAACUGUGACCAGGACCUGGAGUUUGCAUCUCAGCUGGUGAAGCAGAGUCAGGUGUCUGCUGAGGUUCUCCUGGAGACCCUGCGUCUUCUCCUCCCCACCCUGCCUGAAAGUGAGCUCCUUUCCGUCACUGAUGCCCUCUGCCCCAAACAGCACCCCAUUUCAUCAUCUACAGAGCAGGAGCACGCAGGGUGUGCCGGGGGGUCUAAUCGACUUCUACCUGUCAAACUGAGAGAAGAUGUGGUGCAUAAAAGUAUGUCAAAUAUGCCAAGCUGCUCUUUGGACAGGCAGAGACUCCAGGAAAAGAGGCAAAAUCUGAUGGAAAAACUGCUCCCAAGUUCCCGCCUCUCAGUUACAAGAGAUGUUGCACCACUGCUGGUAGAAGAGAAAGGAAAGGAGGACAGUUUUACUAAAGCACAACCGUCUAUUUAUAAAUCAACCACGACUGAAAGCACAGUGACACAGCAACGCAGUGGCACUACAGCAGAAAGUGUCACAGAGGCAGUGAAUGAAACAUUACACAGCUCAGCGCUCUCUGCCAGCACUUCACUGGGCAGCCUCACGACUGGGGAAAGGUUGUUCGUUUUUCGGGAUCCACCUGAAUCACAAGACAGCACCUACGCCCCCAAGAAGAAAAGAAAGAGGAACUUUCUUAAUCUGAAGAAAAGCUCGGUGGCUCCAACAAACCUACCUUGAGAUUUACAGACAUUUGAUAUUGCCAGUUUUUCUUCCAUCUCCAUAAUGAUGGUACUUUGUUGAUUUAUGAUAAAACCCAAAAUAAACCAAUA